AGUUGUACGUGAGGCCACAGAAGUAAACGUCGACAUGCGCAUUGGAAUCCAUACUGGUAACGUUUUGUGUGGUGUAUUAGGCUUACGCAAGUGGCAAUAUGACGUAUGGUCUGAUGACGUCACACUAGCCAAUCACAUGGAAUCUUCAGGAGUUCCAGGUCGAGUGCAUAUUACCAUGGCAACGCUUCAGCAACUGGACAACAGAUUCGAGGUUGAACCACGCCAAGGACUUCUUCACGACCCAUUUCGUCUUAAUCAUCAGGUGGAAACAUUCCUUAUAAUUCCUCCUAAGGAAGGCGUGACCGAUACUAAAAGAACAACAAAAAGAUCCGACUCUUCUACUAGAUGUCGCACUUCUUCUAAAAUGAGUAAGCACGUGGAAUGUUGGGGAGCCGACAAGCCUUUUGCAAAUAUAUCAGAGGUCACGCUUGCUAAAAACAUUGGCUUAACGAGUCUAGCCUUGAUUGAAGGCAACAUUCUACCGGGAGGUGGAGUUCUGAUUGGUUGUCGGUGA
Limulus polyphemus (Atlantic horseshoe crab) is the source of this 514-nucleotide messenger RNA. RefSeq names its product adenylate cyclase type 2-like. Gene Ontology annotation, molecular function: adenylate cyclase activity. The annotation marks the transcript as partial. NCBI's taxonomy places the organism in Eukaryota, Metazoa, Arthropoda, Merostomata, Xiphosura, Limulidae. The record is from RefSeq and is a predicted model, not a curated record. The transcript is spliced from 4 exons. Gene Ontology annotation, biological process: cAMP biosynthetic process; adenylate cyclase-activating G protein-coupled receptor signaling pathway; adenylate cyclase-inhibiting G protein-coupled receptor signaling pathway.